UAAAAUUUAUGUUGUAAAGAGCACCAUUGGACUGUCAUGUUAAAAUAUUUAACAUUAUCAAGGUCAUAUACGGAUAGUCCUGCGAACUAUACUGCUGCGCUCCAACCACGUUGUGUUGCGUUUCCUUAAUUGAGUGCUCUGCUGUCGGGAAUUACAUGAGCGCUUAAAAUAGAUUUUAGUAUGCGACCAGUGAACUCAUGCAGGAAACUCUAUACAAAUUUUCCCAAUUUAGACUUUAGGAUGGUGCUGGCACUGUCUUGGGAAUAAAAAUAGCUCUUGGCAAGGGUGUGAACCACGCAAUGGAAUCAUGCCCGGCAGUUUAUCGCGCAGGAUAUCGCGUGAGGAGUUUUCGAAAGAAGCAGCAAAGAGUUUUAACGUAGUAGAGCAUAUUUGAUUAUUUUCACGAAAAGAUAGUUUUGCGAAGGGAGGAAAAUUGUGACAUCAGGAAAUCUGAAGUACACAAGAACGCACAAUUGGGAGAUACAUGCCUUAAUCAAGAAGAGCAUCACUGCAAGUGUAUUUAUAUUUCAUUUUUUUAUGGUGCAUUUUAUUACUUUUAGUCAUCAAAGAUGUCUGGAGGAAGUGUUCCUGAUUCAGUGAAGAAAUGCAUUGCAAUUUUAAGGUCUGCAGAAAGUGAUACAGAAAAAUUUGCUGCUUUGUUUAUGGUCACAAAACUUGUGAAAGGUGAAGAUUGUAACACACAGAGUAAGAAAUUGCUGUUUGAAGCAAUUGGCUUCAAGUUUUUAAAACGACUCCUACUGAGCUCUGAUGUUCCAGCAGACUGCCCUCCACUCGUUUACAAAUCUGUUGCACUGUCAAUAUUGUCAAGCUUCUGCUCUGAUAAAGAACUUGCAACUCAUCCAGAAAUGCUUGCCAACAUACCUGUGUUCCUUGACAUUGUGCAGCAGGCUGAUGAUGAUGAUCUGGAUGAUAAUCUGAUUGUUGUAAGUGAAGCAUAUGAAUGCCUACAGAACAUAGCAGCGCAUCACCCAGGUCAGGUGGCACUGUUGGAAGUAGGAGGUGUUGCAAAAAUGUGUGAGAUUUAUGCUCAGCAAAGCUUCCAGACUGAUGAGGCACUGAAUAUUCUAGUCACACUUGUGACACAAUUUGGACAAAAUGCAUGGGAUAUGAACCCAAAACCAUUUCAUGUCAUUGUGAACAAGAUUGCCCUGGAUUUUGAAACAGAUCACAGUGAGCGGAAGUUUGAGCUGUGUAGAAUGCUUCAUGCGCUUCUUUUUAGCUGCAGACGUAAUGUGAUAGUUGCCACUGCGAAUGAUGCUCUGUGGCCAGGUAGCAUCUACAAGGGUUUGUCAGAUAUCUUGACCAGCAGGCUGGGAAAGGCCCAGCGUGACCCAGCCCUGAAUCUGGUAUCGAUAAUGGUAGAACUACUGGGUGUGGAGUGGUGUCUGACAGAUGAAGAACGACCAAGGCAGUUCUUUCUCUUGCUGGUGCAGCUGUGCUCUGUUGAGGUACGCAUGCAGCUGGAGGAUCGCAACUUUAAGCAGAUAAUGAUGAAUGCAGACCUUGUGGCUUCAUGCUUUGUUGUGUUAGAGCUCUCUAUUGCAUACAUUGCAACUGACACCCUUGAACUGGAACAGAAGGAGAAACAGCAGCUGUAUACAGCUUUAAAGGGAGCAUUCUCGGCUGUCAUUUCUGUACUCACCAAGGUAUCCUGUGAUUUCACCAAGAAUCCAAAUGCGUUGAAUACUAAAGAGAAAAUAUUUGUAUGUGCUAUGGUUCGUGUCCUUUCAGCAUGGCUGGCUCAAGAAACUUCUGCUAUGAGAAAUGCUGUAUAUGCUCUUCUUCCAUUCAUGCUUACCCUUGCCAAUGAGACAUUCUAUGCUUACCGCUCACGACGACUGGCAGAAAAAAGACAGAGUUCUGACACCAUGGAGACAGAUUCAGACCUGAUCAGUCAAGUGGACAUUCUGCGGCUGAUGUUGCCUGCGCUGUGCCACCUGGCAGUUGAGGAGAAGGCUCGCAAGAUUCUGCUUGAAGCCAAGGAGGAUGAGGUUCUGUAUGAAUGCUUGGCUUACCACUGGUCCAUCGUGCACUACAAAAAACCACCAGUACCAAAGUCCGAGCGUGGGAAGGCCAAGAAGGAGCCAGAAGUGGAACUGGAUCCCAGGAUGCUGGAAGAAAUGAAGGAAUCAAGAGCAGCAAUGGUUAGCAUCUGCAACAUCUUCAUGAAUGUGACUGUACUGGAGGCCAAGAUGGUAGAGGAGAGCAUGCUGUUUGCGACACUUCUGAAAUUCAUUUUCAACAACCUGCCAGAAUUAAAGAAUGUGCCAGAAAAUCUGGUUUUGCAUGGUAACCUAGCAAUUCUUGGAUUGCUACUACUUAAGCAGCAGGCAAAACGAGUGAAGAAAAAUGAUUUCACUAUCUGCCGCUACAUUCAGUCAACCAUUCGCUUCCUGUGGGAUGCAUACAAUGUGGAUGAGUCGAAUGAUACAUCAUCACUAGUUGUGGCAAUGAGUUACAAGAAGUACUGGCUUGAACUCAUGGAACUCUGGUUUUUGGGGAUGCAGACGAUGAGUGCAGUGCUGGCGCUAGUUCCAUGGAUAUCAGAGUUUGCAAUUGAGAGCGGCUGGGCAGAGGGGAUUAUUGACACACUAAACAAGGUUAGGACAGGGUCACUCCCAGCCAAUACCAAGUCCGCCUAUGAGGACUUCCUCUGCCAUCUGGUGGAUGCGAACAACAGUGUCACCUCAGUCCUGAAAGAACACAAUGCUUUAACUCUUGUAGCCAUCCUACAGGAUGAGUAUCUUGUUCCCAGUGAUGUAGCUGCGUUGGCUCCUCAGACAUUCUUGCACAAUUUCCGUCUCUGCCCAGACCAUUGUGGCAUGACAUUGGACAAGUGGCGACAUCUCCUCUGGUGUCAAGCACUUGGCGAUCAGUAUGAACACAUAGCAGGUGAUAUCUACAAGGAGUGGCUGCGACUGAGAUACUACUGCUUGGCCAUCACUCCAGACGUGUUGUCACUUCUGUACAGGCUGCGGCAGCACUAUAUGCUAGGCCUCAUCACGAAUGGACCAUCAUGUGCACAGUGGGAGAAGGUGGAACAACUGGACCUGCGACAUUACUUUGACUGCAUACUGGUUUCAGGAGACUUGCCUUGGGAGAAGCCUCACCGAAAGAUCUUUUUGGAGGCAUGUCAUUACCUGGGGGUACAACCAUGGCAGUGUAUAAUGGUGGGAGACACGCUGGAGACAGACAUCCAGGGAGCCAUUGAAGCAUCACUAGGGGCAACAGUUUGGGUACCCUUGUGUAGAGAACACCCCUCCAUUUUAAAACCAUGUCCUGAUUUUACUCUAGCCAGUAUUACAGACCUUCCAUGCCUCCUUCCUUCAGUCCCCAAAUCUCUUGUUCGAUCCAAGCUUAGUGCCACUCCCCCAGACAUCGAGGACUGUAGCAGCAACAGCAGUGAUGGAAGCUGAUGGCUUCAUAAUAUCAGACUGGGAAGCAGCAGGAAGCUGUGGUUUCCAUUGCAUUCUUUGGCAUCCUUGUAUGAAGUGACAGUUAUGAAGUCUAGGCAAUUCCUUUCCUGUGUCUGCUGUGUACUUCUGAUCUAGAAGUCGGACAUUGCUCUCAGAAAACAACUGUGCUGCUUCUAUUCUUUUGGGAGGGGCAGCUAAAAGUCUAGCAAUAUAAGCAAAAAAAAAAAAAGAGUUGAUAUUAUGUUACUUUAUAAAAUUUGCAGUACAUGUUUUCACUGUGGCACUUUGCUGCUUGUGUAGACGUGAUCUCUCCCAAGCCAGUUUGCGAUGACCCCACUUUACUUGCAUCACUAGUGUACCUGAAACAUGACUCAAGGCCAUUAAAAUUCUAUACAUUUGAUAGUUCAGAAUGAAAGGGGCUACCCCAGCAAGAGCUACUGCAUUUACAGGAUGGAAAUAUCUUUAUAUACAUACUAGCUAAAUAGGGUGUUUUGCAGCCACUGCACUGUCUGGAUUCAUUGUACUGUUAUCAAUAAAUGUGUGUCAAAUGAAGGAACUAAGCUAUCAUGUAAUCUCUGUUAAUGCUGUGGCCAAAACAUUUUUGAGGGUGCCUUAGUAACAGAUGGUGAUGUAUAUCAUUGUGUCAUUAGAAGGCUGCUACACUCCCACCCAUGAGAGACUGUUCAAAGCAUGAUGUACCGUCAGAGAUGUUUUAGGCCCGGUCACCAUACCUCAGAAUUCUUCAUCUCUUUCUAAGAAAUAUGGUAUACAAUUUGUACAUAAUUUCCCUGUUACAUAAAUGUAAUCUUUUGAAAAGUGAAUCUUA
This is a messenger RNA of Cryptotermes secundus, 4263 nucleotides long. It is a transcript of the gene Neurochondrin, whose product is annotated as neurochondrin homolog. The record is from RefSeq and is a predicted model, not a curated record. NCBI's taxonomy places the organism in Eukaryota, Metazoa, Arthropoda, Insecta, Blattodea, Kalotermitidae. The transcript has 3 exons. Gene Ontology annotation, biological process: neuron projection development; regulation of neuronal synaptic plasticity. Gene Ontology annotation, cellular component: dendrite. The coding region runs from base 570 to 3437 and encodes 955 amino acids.